CGGGGGCGCGCGCGGUGGCAAAGUUGCAGGGCCCCGCCGGGCACACGCUCCCAGCCACAGGCCCAGCGGGACCCCAGCGGGACCCCAGCGGGACCCCACCCCACCCGACCCGCCAUGGACGACCUGGACGCCCUCCUGGCGGACCUGGAGUCCACCACCUCGCACAUCUCCAAGCGGCCGGUGUUCCUGACCGACGAGACGCCCUACUCGUACCCGACCGGAAACCACACGUACCAGGAGAUCACGGUGGCCCCACCGGUGCCCCCGCCGCCCUCCAGCGAGGCCCUCAACGGCACCGUCCUAGACCCCCCGGACCAGUGGCAGCCCAGCUCUUCCAGAUUCCUUCACCAGCAGCCGCCGCCGCCUCGGUCCCAAUCCCCCGUCUACAGCUCCGGUGCCAAAACCUCCAGUGCCUCCGUCCCCCCGGACGGCCUCGACUCCUUCGGCCCGCCCUGCUCCCAAGCCGGCGAGGAGGAGCACGUUUACAGCUUCCCCAACAAGCAGAAGUCAGCAGAGCCGUCCCCCACCAUGAUGAGCUCUUCGUUGGGCAGCAAUCUGUCGGAACUGGACCGGCUGCUCCUGGAACUGAACGCCGUGCAGCACAACGCUCCCGGCGGCUUCCUGGCAGAUGAAGCCAGCCAGAGCCCUCCGCUGCCCGGGGCCCCGGGCUCUCACUACGGGAUCCCCGAGAACAGCAGCCCCCCCGGCGACCAGACCGCACCCCCCGCGAAAGAGAAGCCCAAACGCAACGGGAGCCGGGGGCUGGAGGAUGUCCGGCCCAGCGUGGAGACCCUCCUGGACGAGCUGGAGAGCUCCGUGCCCAGCCCCGUCCCGGCCAUCACCAUGAGCCAGGGGGAGGUGAGCAGCCCCCAGCCGGUCCCCUCCAGCCAGCAGCAGACCCGCAUAUCCGCCUCCUCCGCCACCCGCGAGCUGGACGAGCUGAUGGCGUCGCUCUCCGACUUCAAGACCGGCUCCCCCUUGCCACUGAGCUCUGAGCGCCCCCCAGAGCUGCUCCGCCAGGGACCUCCAGGCUCCCUCAGCACCCGUCCUCCUCCCCCUCUCUCCGCCUCUCCGCUGCCCCCGGCCCAACCGCCCUCCGCCAGCCCCGGCCGCGGCUCGCCGUUCCUGUGCGUCGAGGAGCAGGAGGGUCGCGGGACGAGUCCCCCGACCGGGGGCCGGGCCUCCGGGACCCCCGCCCGCCCUCAGCCGCUCGGUCGGCCCCAACUCGGGGCCGAGUCUGACGCCGCCCCCGAAAAGCCCCCCGGAAUCUCCUUCAUGGAGGACUGUCUGAUUCUCCUCGAGGCAGAGGACCGGGGGAGAGAUCCCGCCAGAGGCGCGCUGGGCGGUGCCGACGGGCUUCCCGGAGCGACGCUCCCCCGACCCCUCAGCCCGGCUGGGGUGGGCGGAGGGUCCGGGCUGCCCGGCCCACCUCGUGGGGAGCGCGCCAGUCCUCCCCGCCCGGAAGAAGCCGCAGCUGCCGCCCGGGAUCGGCCGGGGGCCCCCGAGCGGAAACCUCCCACCGGAGCGGCCCCGGGGCCCCGGGACCCGCCGGAACCAGCCGUGGUGGCGACGGACCGUCCGGGCGUCCUUCCCGACCUCUACUGUCGGCAGCCGGAUGGAGGAGCGGGGUCUAGGGACAGAGCGGGCGGAGAGAGAGCUCCCGGCAGAGGGGCCACCGGCGGCCCGGGCCGGGGGGCCCGAGAGGCCGGGAGAGAUGCGCCGGAGCCGCCGCCUGCCCUCGAGAUGUCCGGCAAGGAGAGGAUUUCCACUUCUGGCCAGGCAGGCGCGGGAGCGGGGCCGGGGGAGCGCGGGGUGGCGGCUCACCCGCUGUGCAUGGUGUGAGCGUGCCCGGCCCCCCGCCCCCCAGCUCCCUUCACACUAAUAGCAUGCGCCCCGCCCCGGUUCCGCCGACCGUUGAGCUGCCUGGAAGGCCCGGAGCCCACGUUGGCUGGGGUGGGGCACCGGUGCCGAGAGCCCGAGGGGUCCCGCCUGUGCCCGCCGAGGAGACCUGAGAAGAGGCCCGGGCCGUGGCACGGACCCAGAGAUAUAGCUGCUCCCCAGCCUGUGGCCCGGUCUAGCCGGGGUCUCCAAAGAUGGCUCCUCCCGGAGCUCGGAGGCCCCGUUCCCUCGGGCCGGAGGGGCACUGGGCCCUA
Molecule: messenger RNA, 2153 nt
Organism: Ornithorhynchus anatinus (platypus)
Lineage: Eukaryota; Metazoa; Chordata; Mammalia; Monotremata; Ornithorhynchidae
Gene: PXN
Product: paxillin
Exons: 7
Coding region: 115-1842 (575 amino acids)
Biological process (GO): transforming growth factor beta receptor signaling pathway; substrate adhesion-dependent cell spreading; endothelial cell migration
Source: RefSeq, a predicted model, not a curated record